GAUGCAAGCGGGUGAUGCAGGCUGGGAGUUGAGUCCGCGGGCGGGAGAAAUGGCGCGGAUCACUGGAAAACACAAGUUUACUGCCGACAGUGAGAGAGCACCGACUAGUUCAUAGUGAGAUGUGCACAAUCGCUCACGUUGAGCAUGUGCUGUUUGCUCGACAGUUUUGUGUUUGCGUCGGCCCGGGGGCAGCGGACUAGGGUGAGAGGUGCAGUUUGUUUCUUUCUGUACGGCCUGUAGUAACCACGGACCUGAUCGGCCGGUACACAAAAAUGCUGGAGAAACUCAGCGGGUGCAGCAGCAUCUAUGCCGGUACCGGCAUAGGCAGGUCUACAGAUGUGGAGGCGUGACGGCUAAGCCCACCCAUUGAUCCAAACGUUGAAGUUUAGAGAUACCCAGUGAGCAUUGAGAACUUAGUGACCUGCUGGACAAGCAGCAUGUGAAUGACAGUGAUGAAUUACUCUCCUGAAUAUUUACAUUUGUUUAAUCUCUCUCAACAUUCACGUCUGUUGAACGCUGUCAGCUAUCUCGAACUGGGACAUUAUUAAUACUGUUUCUUUGAAGAAUAUAUAAUGAUCAGUCACAUGGCUUUUGAAUGAUCAUGUGAACUGUUGAAUUUGAUUGUGAGGACUGUUUGGUAAAUCCGUUUUUUUUGUUAUUUUAAAGAAUCGUAUUCACAAAUUUUAUUCAAGAACAGGUGGUGUUAACUUCAGCGCUAAUUUCACUUGCAUUUGCAAAUGGAUCCAAAACUAAAUAGAACUGCUUUAAAUCCUGCAAAGCCCCCAAUUAAAAAGAACCUACAGCAGAGGAAUUUUAAUUUCUCAAAAAAAGCUCAAAGUAAUGUGACAGCGGGCCUAAUGGCGGAGACCCAGCUUCCUAGAAGUACCUCGCAGGAACAUUCCAAAAAGCAUGAUGGGUAUAAUGUACAUCAUGUAAAAAGAAGGUUCAUUCCGUAUAGAGUGAAUUAUAAUUGGAACAGAGGUGGGCGAUUAAAGGAACUUCGCAUCAGGCACCUUGCGAGGAAGUUUCUGCACUUAUGGAUGUGUGAGGCAUUUGGCAGAGUCCUUCCAUCCAAAGCCAGAUCCCAUUAUCGUUGUGCAUUGUUGAAUAAAGUAUUUAAUGAAUGGAAGGAACAGUGGUGGUGUGCACGAAUUGAAUGGAAGCUGACGGUUCGAGCAGAUUGUCAUUGCAGGUAUUACAUGUACAAUCAGACAUGGAGAGCGUGGCAGAUGUACAUUCUUCAACAACAGAAGAAGAAAUCAAAGUAUAGGAUCGCAGCUUCACAUGCUCAUUUACAGACGUUGCAUAAGAUCUGGACCCACUGGUCCUUGUACAUAAAAAUUCGCAAUACUAAACAUUUGAUGCAGAUUGAGGCGAAAGUCUUCCAUAUAAAAACUAUAACUCGGAAUGUGUGGUCUAUUUGGACCAAACAGUUGGUGAGGAAGGAAAGAAAUCGUGCAAUGGACGGCUUAGCAAUGCAGUACUGGGCAGAAACCUUGCAACACAGGGCUUGGCUUCAGUGGAAAGUAAUGUUACAUCAGUCGAUAAAUGUGCAGGAACGGGUUGCCGAAGCUCAGCAAACAUAUCAACGCCGGUGCCUGAGACAUUCAUUCCUGGCCUGGCUGGUUUACGUCCAGGUUCGAAGGGAGAAGAAAUCUCAGCACAGUGUAGCUGAUCAAAUGUACACAAACACUGUUUUAUCACGAUACUUUGCUUCAUGGUUCUUGUCCUGGCAUCUUCAAAAGAACAUCCAUAUCCUUGAGACUCGCAUCAGCGAACUGAGCCGGACGUGCAAACUGCGGAGGAGUUUUCAACAUUGGAGUCACUAUAUUGUUCUGAGGGCUGAAAAGACUGGACUCUGCAAAUUAGCAGAUGGUCAUUACCGCUGCUACCUGGCGCAAUCAAGCAUUGUUGCUCUGAAAAACAAUGUGGGAAAUGUUCGUCUGAAACAAAUGCAGAUCAACUUGGCACACCAGCAAUCAGUUAUUUGGAUGCUGCAACGGUGCUGGAAUCAGUGGAAGCUACGCUUGGAGAAGCAAGAGGAGUUUGAGCUUCAGGCACUAUCUAGAGAAGCCCAAAAUCACUUCAGGAAAGUAUUGUUGAAGAAAUCUCUACACUACUGGAUAAAACACAGCCAAGAGACGAAAUACUAUCAGAUUCAAGAUAAAAAGGCCAAAGCUCACUACAGUAGGAUGCUGUUGCCUUUUUAUCUGGAAAGAUGGAAGUUGUAUGUGAGUGAGAAGAAACAGCUGAAUCAAAUGAAGGAGACCGCAUGGCUAUUUCACAGGGAGAAAUUGCAGAGAUUGUCUUUUUAUUUAUGGUGGAGAAUGAUGGAUCAUCAUCGUGAGAAUCGACUAGCAGAGAGACUGGCAGUGAUUCAUUCUGAUCAACGCAUGUUACUUCAUUACUGGUGUUGCUGGCAUGUCCGGACCACUGACUGCCUGGAGGAGAGAGAGAAAGAGGCUACUGCUGAAGAUUUUUUUAGGCAUCAGUUGCUGCUUAAAUUUAUUCGGUUUUGGAGAAAGUCUGCAGCAGACCAAAAAGCAGGACGAGACAAAGAAAUACAAGCUAUAAGGCACCGGUACAAGUUUUGUUUGCUUAGGACCUGGAGUGCUUGGCAGCAGUAUGUGCAGAAAAAGCAGGAGAACUGGAAGAAGCAGCUGUGUGCUGAUGUCCAUUCUCAUCGGGUAUUGCUGUGCAAAGCUUUAAAUGGAUGGAAAGUUUAUCAUCAAAUCACGCGGCAGAUUUUGUAUAAGGUGGAUGAGAAGGAAAAUAAAUGGAGAUUCAAUCUCUUGAGAACUUAUUUUUCCACCUGGUUACAAAAUACACGUGUACUGGCUGAUGAAGCAAGGAAAACAGUUGGAGCAGAUUAUCAUUAUCACCAUGUACUUUUAACUAAGGUCCUUGGGUAUUGGAGAGCCAGGAUCUCAAUUCAAGUGUAUCACCGACAACAGAAGGAUAAAGUUGUACUGGAAGCAAAACAACAUAUUAGUUUUGUUCAUUUACAGCAUGUGUUUUCUCACUGGAAACGGCUCAGUCAAGGAGCAAUGACUCAGCGAGGCAAAUUGGAGGCUGCUUCUCAACACUAUACACGACAAAUCGCAAAAAAAUGUUUGCUGUCAUGGAAACAAUAUCGUGACCAUUGUUUAAGAGUGAUGUUGUUACACCGACAGGAACAGUGGUUUCAAUCGUAUCGACUUUGUCGAUUCCACUUCACAGACUGGAAGGCUAAACUGUUGGAAAAACGUCAAGAGGACAAGCAGACAGCAACAGCUUUAUGGCACUGGUCUCUCUUACUUCAGGGAAAGGUAUUUGAUGCUUGGCUAAUGCACGCGCAGGAACAGCAAAGAAAAAAGUUACGCAUUGCAAAAGCAGCGGACAACUAUCGGGGCCAACUUUUACGAAUGGGAGUUGCUGCAGUUCUUCAGUAUAGCUCUGACAUGAUGCAGUUUCGCAACCAAAUUGCUGCUGAGCAUCAAGUGAAGACUGCUUAUAGCCUUCACCAGGUUGUCUAUCGCUGUGCAAUGAUUUGGAAGCAAAGAGUGCUCUGCAAAGGUGAGAAGCUGAAACAGAGGUCUGCUGCUGUGACACGAAAAAAAAAUGUGGCUUUCAAGAUUCCAGUUACUGAUGUUUGCAAAGAGAAAGAUGCCAGUACAAAGACUGGGAUCUUGAAUAGUGCAUCUCAGAAAAUGAUUGCAAAACCCGCAACAGAUCCAGUGCAAUGUCUUAGCUUUUCAGCAGUGCUGCCUGGUAGUGAUAUGGACUUCGCCAAUUUACACCUUGCACGUCAGGUGAGAUUACAACCAAGAAAACCAAAGUUCCUGCUUAAACCACCUGAAAAGAAAGAGCUACUGGACAGAGGCAACAAUGGUGGCAAUGCUUUGAUUCUGGGCUCUUCAUUGUCAACUCUAACCUCUCUAUCAGAAGACAAAGUGGAGACUCCAACACAGUCCAAAGUUCAUGAAGUAAGGACUCACACAAGCCAAAGGAACAAUUCUAUGAAGGAUACUGUUGACCAUGUUACCUGGCAACCACAAGCAGCAACUUUACAGGCUGUGCAGUCACAGAUGACCUUACCCUUUACCCACUUUGUUCCCUCAUGGCCCACCAUGGACUCUCUGCAGGAGCAGCCAGUGCGAAAGGAUGUGCUUCUACCCCCUUCAGCAUUCUUGUCACUGGGGAAGGAGAAAGGGAAUACAAAUGAGGAUGAAUACAGGAACAACGGGUUUGGUGCUCACCAAGUUCGAAAGGACGAGCGAGUUUUGCCUAAACACACAACUCGACAGCUGCUUUCUCCAGAUCAUUUAAGGGACAGAACAGAAUUCCUCAGUCCAUCUUUCCAGGAGAAAGAUGCUGACUUUGCUGAAUGUGAUCAGCAACGUAAACUGAAGGCUGAACUGCAUGGAAUACGUCAGCAGAUGCAGAGCUUCCAUGACAGCAAGCAGCAGCUCAGGAUCUGGCAGAAACAGGCUUCUGUGCUACAGAAUUGGCUUCAGGUAAAUGCAACAGAAGAUGGAGAAGCGCCACAGAUGAGGCAGGAACUAAAGCAGCUGGAGAUAGACAUCAAAACGCUUUCGAUGAAGCUGAAAAGAGACACACCCCAUAUACAGCACCAGGUUGCCAGAGUGCAGGAGAUUCGGGAGAUCCUGACUGUGUGAUGGUAUCUAUCACCAUAGCAAAUUGCAAUCUUUAUUGGUGCAUAAGGAAACUUGAUUCUUCAAUCACAAGCAGGUUGCUUGCAUCUUGAAUUCCUCCCACCUCAGGGCCUGUUUUUGGGGAUGCAAUUGUGGAAGCAGCAAAUGAUGUGAAAUGUUUCUGGAAUCUUCAUCGUGCAAUGAACAGAUUUACGUCUAUCAUCUGGACUACGUGAGGUCAUGAGACAUCUAAGGAACGAGAGUACAGGAGUUGUUUUUUUUUCAAAGUCUGUAGUUUAUGUCAAAAUAACAUGUAAAAAUAUAAAGCACAUGUAAAUGUC
Amblyraja radiata (thorny skate) is the source of this 4975-nucleotide messenger RNA. RefSeq names its product SFI1 centrin binding protein (gene sfi1). NCBI's taxonomy places the organism in Eukaryota, Metazoa, Chordata, Chondrichthyes, Rajiformes, Rajidae. The record is from RefSeq and is a predicted model, not a curated record. Bases 738 to 4658 code for a protein of 1306 amino acids. Gene Ontology annotation, molecular function: phosphatase binding. The transcript has 33 exons.